AUGAAUUCAGACAAGAAGAAGAACUUUGUUAAUGUAAACACUUUGACGAAUGCAUCUCCAUUGGAAGUCAGGCUGAAAAUACGUAGCAAAGAACUUCCAGAUGGACAACCUACAACUGGCAUGUGUGCAGGUUUCACCCAGGCUAACCUAGCUAUUGUGCACCAAUCUUUAGCAGAUGAUUUUGAAAAGUUUUGUCAUGCAAAUAGCGGUCCAUUACCUUUGCUGUACCAAUCCAAACCUGGUGAAUUUACAGCACCUGGUAUAACUCAUAGUGACUCUGACAUCAGGACUGAUGUCUCCAUGUACAGAGUGGUAGAAAAUGGGAAAUUUACCAAGUCAGUUGGAAGUUUAAUGGAUUACAAGAAGGAGAUGGAAGAAAUGUGUACUUUUUAUGUAGGUUGUAGUUAUUCAUUUGAAAAAGCAUUAAUGAACGCUGGUGUACCGUUACGUAAUGUGGAAGAAAGUGUUACUGUAGGAGUAUUUGAUAGUAAUAUACGCUGUUACCCUGUCGGUUCUUUCAAUUGCAAACAAGUGUUAUCCAUGAGACCAAUUCCAAAAAAUUUGAUAGAGACAGCAUUUCAAGUCACACAUGUAAUGAAAGAAGUACAUGGUGCUCCAGCACACAUUGGAGAUCCAGCAAUGAUUGGAAUUGAUGACCAUCGUAAACCAGAUUGGGGAAAUGAUGUUACAUUUAAUGAGGAUGAAGUUCCUGUAUUUUGGUCAUGUGGUGUAACAACAGCAAAUGCUAUUGCUUCAGCUGGUUCGCCAUUGGCUUUUACCCAUUUUGCUGGCUGUAUGUAUAUUUCUGACAGCCCUGCAACAUUGAAUGUAAAGAUUGAUGACAACGACAAACCCAGGGUCAUUACCAUAAGAGAAAAUCCAUUCUUUGCCAGUGCAGUUGGAGAGUCAGUGUUAAAUAAAGUUCAGCAACUAGAAAGUGCUAUGAACGAAGAUCCUGGUAAUCGAGGCAUUUCUUCUCUCAUAGUGAAAGGAGACCUGAUCAAGUCUGCUCUCAACAUAUCUCAUGCAUCUUCUGUUGCCAUAACAACAGGUUUUCCCUGUCUAACAAAUAAACCUGUUCCAUAUGAGAAUGACGGUUUGUCAGGAACUUUUGCCAUGGCAACUAUGCUGCAAGCAAUGGGAAAGCAAGUUACCAUUGUAGUAGAUACUGAAAUGGAAAAAUUAAUGAAUGACAUUGUUGCUGACCUUGUCUCGAAAGGUAUCCUCUCACAACAAAUAGAUGUAUUGUCAUUCCCACCUCCUGGACAGGAAGCAUCAUUGGAGAAUGCCAAACUAUUCUUAAAUGAAGUAGAUGAUUUACAUCCCAAAUAUGGACAUUUAAUAGCUAUAGAAAGAGCAGGAAGAACAAGCAAGAAAGCAUGGAAAACUAUGAAGAAUGUUGAUAUUACAUCACUUGUAUCUAACAUAGAUUUAUUGUUUGAUGCAUCCAAAGAUAUGACAUACCUUUCAACUACUGGUAUUGGUGAUGGUGGCAAUGAGCUUGGAAUGGGCAAAGUACAGGAACAAGUAAUGAAAUAUAUUCCCCAGGGUAAAGAGAUUUCCUGUGAAGUAGCAGCUGACUAUGUUCUUACUGCAGGCGUAUCUGAUUGGGGUGGUUAUGCACUGUGUAUGGCUUUAUAUGCUGUCGGUUUGUGUCCUAUACAUGAUAGAUAUGUCAGACAAAAUAUUGGAUAUCCACGAUACAGUAAAGAAAAAUUACAAGCUGCUUUGCCAACUGUUGAACGGCAAGAAGCCAUGUUGAGGACCUUGAUGGAUCAUGAGAUAGGUGAUGGUAUAUUUCCUGAAUUAAGCAUGAGUAUCGAUGGCCUUCCAUUCCAUCCUGUCCAUGAGAAGAAAAUCAAACAAUUAUGGAAAGAUUUCACUUAA
Messenger RNA from Saccoglossus kowalevskii, 1887 nucleotides. RefSeq names its product D-glutamate cyclase, mitochondrial-like. The record is from RefSeq and is a predicted model, not a curated record. NCBI's taxonomy places the organism in Eukaryota, Metazoa, Hemichordata, Enteropneusta, Harrimaniidae. Gene Ontology annotation, molecular function: D-glutamate cyclase activity. Gene Ontology annotation, biological process: glutamate metabolic process.